CUAGUUCAAUCCAAUUUUCGAAAUGGUUUCGUACCCAAACAGACACAAAUACAGAACUGUUGGAUGCAGGAUACAUUGUGUUAUUUUCAUCGUUAGUGCAACAGAGGCUAUAGCUGAUGUCCCGGAGAAUAUACAAAUAAAACAACUGCUACAAAAACUGAGGCAAACUCGUAUUCCCGUGGUUUUGGUUUUGACAAAGGUCGAUAUAUUAUGUGAAGAAGUUGGGAAAGAUGUAACAAAAAUGUUUCGAAGUAAGAAAAUUCAAGAGGUCAUUAAAACAGCAAGCGAAAUGUUUGAGGUCGAGAAGGAUUUAAUUUAUCCGGUCGUGAACUGUGUGAAUGUUUCGGAAAAGCGUACUGAGAUAAAUAUCCCGCUCUUACUGGCACUCAGACAGUCGUUGUACCUUGCAUCAAAAUAUUUAGAGUAUUUAGGAAUAAAAAGGGAUGACGAUGAUGUUUCUCUUAAAGAGAUGAGAGACAACAAGCUGACAACAGAUUCGAUUUCAUCUGCAAUCAAAAGAGUUGGAAAGAUGCUUGAUGAAAACAUGCUUCCAGAAUAUGAAGAUAUACAGACUAUACACAAACUGUGCGGGAGGCAAUCUGAGAACAUGAAAACACUCUGUGGAAAAAUUUGUAGAGUUAUAAAUCGGAAAGUGUAUGAAGAUGCAGCUACAGACAUUUGGCCAGCAUGGGAUCCGGCAAAAGAUAAGAUAGUAUUUGUUGUAGAAUUGACAACAAUUACUAACAGUAGAAGUACUUCUCUCUAUACUGAUCUUGAAAUAAAAGAAUACAAGAGAAAUUGUAGCGCUUUUGAGAAAGAAGGUCACCUGGCUAUGGUAAAAGAGGAGGAAUUCUUGGCGAAUAAAAUAUAUGAUGACACCGGUCGCUUUCAAAAUCUUCGGAAAGAAAUAUCAACGUAUUCAAAAGAACUGAUGGAUAAGCAUAGAAAUAUAAAUGCAAUUUUUCCCAGUAUAGUAAAGUCUGUUGGAUAUCUCAACUCUGGCAAACAUAGAUUGAUCGAAACAUUAUGUAUUUCAAUACGUGUUGAAAAGAAAGUCAGUGGUUUAAUUCCACUAGCAGAAAAGCCUAUCGCAACAUAUUUAGGUACAUUUCCAACUGAUGUUAUUGCUGGGGACUUUUGCUUUCUUGGUGACGGACCUAAUGAUUUUCAUGAAAAUAUAAAAAUUGGGUCAGCAAUCCACGCUGGAUUAGUAACAGACAAAGGGGAUCUGUUAGGUGGAACAAUUGGUUGUUUCGUGAAACACAAACAAUUUGGUUUGUGCGGUAUAACAUCCGCACAUAUCAUUUUGUCACCAGCUGAGAUUCAAGAGGUGCUAAAGGACGGGUACCUCGAGUACGAUAAAAAUAGUUUGAAACCGGUGUACCAACCAAUUAGCGACACAUCACCACAAUUUGGACAAGUUGUUGCAGCUGCGUGUAAUGAGGGGCUAAGUGACACGCCUGGGGUAGAAGUGGCAUUGAUAAAAAUCCUGUGCAGACAACCAACAUCCGGGUCUUUUCCACUUACAGAUUCCAAAAUAAGGCCCACAUUCGUGUUUGAUUCAGGCAAUAUAGCUGAUGCAACACUGGUAAGACCAUUGACAGAAGUGUUUAAAUUUGGUAUUGAAACCGGACCAACUUUCGGGUUACUGGGAAUACCUGGUGUUUCUGUUCGAUACCGGGGAGGCCUACGAUUAGAGAAUCAACUACUUGUUAUGCCAAAGAAAGAUGCUGUUUUUGCUAAGAAUGGUGAUUCUGGGUCACCUGCAUUUAUAGGUGUGUCAUGCCCUGGAACAGAGGCUGCGAUAGGUUUGGUUUCGGGUGGUUUCGACAGCGGUCAAGUUCUGGUCACACCGAUUCAUGCUGCAUUAAAAGCUGUCCAGUGUCCGCCUUAUUUACAUAGAUUUGAAGAUGUGGGUGGAGAUUCAGGAAUAAAUGCCGACAUUUCACAAGGCUCUGAAAGUAUGGAUUGCAGUUAAUAUUUACAUUUGACAUAACAAAUGAUUGCCGUGGCAUUGUCUGCAUUAAAAAUUUUCUAAAUAUUGAUUUAAUGCACACAGUAUUUUAGAAAUCACAGCAAAUUUAAUAACAUUGUUGUAUAAGUAGAUAUAUUCAGCACACAUUCAGUUAGAGUGAAACAUAAGAAUAUAUAUGUAUAUAUGUCAUUUCAACUAAAUAUUAUUUUGCCCUUUAAAAUUCUAUUUAACAAAAAGCUGUGUUAUUAAAUGACAGUCCACCAUCAGUUUAUUAAAAAUUAUACAACAUUUAUUGUGUGAUCUAGUUUUGUAAUGUUGCGUUAGCUUAAUUAGUUUGAAUGGUAAUAUAAGAUUCUUGCCGAUCCGUAUUUAAUCAUGAAAUAUCAAAUAAAGCCGAAACACUUAAAACGUUGCAAAGGUUGAAUAUUAGACUCUAGCAAAUUGUUAUUCUUCAAUUUAUUUAUCUAUAGUAUUAAUUGUUACGUUUUUAAUAUCUAUCAUACAUUAACUACUGAUUAUUAACAAUAUCCUGUUUGAUUUAAAAAUAUUUAAAUACUCUUUUCGUUCACAUUCAUCAAAUUAUAUUAUCAUAAUAUAACACAAAAGUAGCUAAAGGGUUGAGCCACGAGUUCUUACAACAUCAGCAAACAGUUCGUCACUGAACAAGUCAAACUACAUUUUUUGAAAGUUGUGACAGUUAGCUUUUGCGUGGUUAAGGCAGUCCAGAUACAAGACAUUGUACUGUAUGCUUUAGCAUGUUAUGAUCCAAUAAUUGUACUGAUAUAUAAAUAUAUAUACAUGUACUGAUAUAUACAUUAUAUAGAGUGUUUGAUAAAGCUAAUCUUUAGCAAGCCUAUGAUACAAAUAUGAUUAGAUCAAGACAUAUACAAUAUACGGAUUACGGAUUAUUUGACAAAGAUUUGCUUGUUUUAGCGUACUAUAUUCUAGAAUUAUUGUAUUUAAGAAUAUCCUUUGUUUUUAAUCUUCGAAAGUAUAGUUUUAGUUAUAAUAACAUGCCAUUGAUUCCAUUGGUACCAUUUGUAAUUAGUAGGAAAUCGGAUUAUUUGAUAAUAUAAUCAUAAUUCUUUAUUGUACAGUUUUGUAUUGGACAUUAUCAAGUAUAAUAUGUCAUCUUAUAUUAAUCAUUGCAUAUAUUUCAUUGUACAGGAUAGACAAUAGUUCUGUGAACGUAUUCAUGUACUUUUAAUACACUGUCAGUGCAGAUUUAAUUAUCAAAAGUACACACUGAAAUAGACUAAAAUCAAUUAUAAUACACGAAGUAUGAAGUAAUCGUUAUGAAAUAUGUACUUUCGUCCAAUUCAACUUUUGCACUGAUCAGUAACAAUUCAAAAUUAUACCUUUCGCCUUUUACCGCGACAAUUCAGACAAAUUAUUAUUUUUGUUUAAAGGGCUAUUUUAAGUUCCUGAUCUUCAGAUUUAAUUUAUAUCAACAGCUUCUCAUGUGUUGGAUUUUAUUUAUUUAUGAAUAGAAAAAUACUUGUCUUUGUAUGUACUUUCUGUUGAAUCAUAUGUUUCAAUUUAUGUUAAACAGACUUUGUUUUUUCUAAAAGUGAUCAUUUUUAUGUUAACUACCUACAUAUACAUUCGU
Molecule: messenger RNA, 3584 nt
Organism: Ruditapes philippinarum (Manila clam)
Lineage: Eukaryota; Metazoa; Mollusca; Bivalvia; Venerida; Veneridae
Exons: 5
Coding region: 23-1978 (651 amino acids)
Source: RefSeq, a predicted model, not a curated record